This is a messenger RNA of Talaromyces marneffei, 1242 nucleotides long. RefSeq lists its product as uncharacterized. The transcript has a single exon. Gene Ontology annotation, cellular component: cytosol; cytoplasm; mitochondrion. NCBI's taxonomy places the organism in Eukaryota, Fungi, Ascomycota, Eurotiomycetes, Eurotiales, Trichocomaceae. The record is from RefSeq and is a predicted model, not a curated record. Bases 1 to 1242 code for a protein of 413 amino acids. Gene Ontology annotation, molecular function: dihydrofolate synthase activity; tetrahydrofolylpolyglutamate synthase activity; ATP binding. Gene Ontology annotation, biological process: folic acid-containing compound biosynthetic process.
AUGAUUGAAUUAGGCCUCUCCCGAAUAUCCCGGCUUGUUCAGCAGUCAGCAUUCACCUGGAAAGCAAUCCACGUCGCUGGGACGAAUGGCAAGGGCUCCAUCACAUCAUACGUCUCCGGUCUCUUGACGGCCGCCGGCGUUCGAUGCGGCCGGUUUACCUCGCCUCAUCUGAUCGACCGAUGGGACUGUAUCACUAUCAACGAUAAGACCGUCCCAGAAUCUUUGUUCCGCCAAGUUGAGGAACAGAUUAAACAGCGCAACCGUUCAUUAGGUGUCGAUGCUUCGGAAUUCGAAUUGCUUACCGCAACGGCCUUUGAAAUUUUCGAUCGAGAACAUGUAGAGAUAGGUGUUGUGGAAGUAGGAAUGGGCGGUCGCCUCGACGCUACCAAUAUACUUUCGAAUGUACUCGUAUCCGUCAUCGCAAAGAUCGGUCGCGAUCACGAGGCAUUUCUAGGAAACUCGAUACAAGCCAUCGCCAAUGAGAAGGCAGGAAUUCUGAAAGCUGGCGUACCUUGCGUCAUUGAUGGCACCAACGAGGCCGAGGUGCUUCAGGUCCUACAGUCUCGCAUUAAAGAGCUUGGUAUUGAUUCCACGAUGGCGACGCCGGAUAUAGCGAUUCAACGGUAUCCAAAACUUGUUUCGUUAUUCAACGAUCUUGAUCUGGAACCUCACCAAAGAACCAACAUCGCCUGCGCAACUCUAGCACUACAAAAGGCUUUGGAACAAACCCAAUCCCCCUUAAAGGUGGAUGAUCUUGUUCCGAGUUUAUCGAAAAUUGAAUGGCCUGGUCGUUUACAGCUCCUUUCCGUCAAAGCUUUGAUCGAUCGCGAUGAACCCAUACUCAUUGAUGGAGCCCACAACGGACAAUCUGCGAAUGUACUCGCCGGCUUUGUGAACCGUAAGUUACGCCGACAGGGCGUGCCGGUAACUUGGGUGGUUGCUGUUUCCCACGGAAAAGAUCUGUCCGAGAUCUUACAGCCGUUGGUUCAACCUGGAGACAAUGCUGCAGUGGUUACAUUUGGGCCUGUUGAUGGCAUGCCUUGGGUUAAAGCUACGGAUCCAGAACGGGUUGUCGAGCAUAUCAAGUCAAUAUCUGGCAUAGGGAAGGUCGAAGCUUUUGGCGCCGAUAUUCCUUCUGCGCUCACUUGGGCAUCGCAAUCUGCUAGACAAGGGCCGUUAGUGAUUGCCGGCAGCUUGUAUUUAGUAUCUGAUGUCUUCCGGCUACUUCGAUCUCAAGAAUAG